This is a messenger RNA of Vigna umbellata (rice bean), 1799 nucleotides long. NCBI's taxonomy places the organism in Eukaryota, Viridiplantae, Streptophyta, Magnoliopsida, Fabales, Fabaceae. The record is from RefSeq and is a predicted model, not a curated record.
AUUUUUCAUUGAGAGUUCUCAUAAGCAUUAAGCAAAGGGAAAAGCAUUGAAAGCUGAGAGAAAGAGACUCACCAACCAUACCCCACUUCCACGCCUCUUCUUCUCUCUUUCUCAGUAUCAUUUCCCUACCAAAACAGACAUACGCAAACACAGUUUCUUUCUCUCCCUAACUGAGCGCCAUGGAUUCUUCUUCCAUCUAUGGCGUCUCCCACAUCUUCACCUUCUUCCUUCUCUUCCUUUUACAACUACGUUCACUCUCCGCAUUCCCUCACAACUCUUCAACCACUCCUCAGAUUAACUCCAACUCCAUCCUCGUCGCGCUACUCGAUUCCCAUUACACCGAACUCGCCGAGCUCGUCGAGAAAGCACUUCUUCUCCAGCAACUUGAAGACGCCGUCGGCAACCACAACAUCACCAUCUUCGCCCCGCGAAACAAGGCCCUCGAACGCGACCUCGACCCCGAGUUCAAGCGCUUCCUCCUCGAGCCUCGCAAUCUUCGCUCCCUUCAGACACUCCUCAUGUCCCACAUUCUCCCCACGUGAAUCUCCUCCCGCCACUGGCCCAACUCCGAUCGCCAUCACUCCACUCUCGGAAACCAUCACCACCUGCAUUUAGCCACAAAUCCCUCCGGCCAGAUGACCGUCGACGCCGCCGAGAUCCUCCGCGCCGACGACGUCGUCCGCCCCGACGGAAUCAUCCACGGCAUCGAGCGUCUCAUAGUCCCCCGAUCCGUCCAGGAGGACUUCAACCGCCGCCGCAACCUCGCCGCCAUCUCCGCCGUCAUCCCGGAGGGUGCGCCGGAGAUCGAUCCCCGCACCCACCGCCUCAAGAAGCCUGCCCCAGUCCCCGCCGGCGCCCCUCCCGUUCUCCCAAUCUACGACGCCUUGGCGCCGGGACCGUCCAUCGCUCCCGCACCGGCGCCGGGACCCGGAGGCCCGAGGCACCACUUCAAUGGCGAGCGGCAGGUGAAGGACUUCAUCCACACGCUCUUGCAUUACGGAGGGUACAACGAAAUGGCCGAUAUUCUCGUUAACCUAACGUCUCUGGCCACCGAAAUGGGAAGGCUCGUUUCAGAGGGUUACGUCCUUACCGUUUUGGCCCCCAACGACGAAGCCAUGGCGAAGUUGACGACGGAUCAGUUGAGCGAACCCGGCGCACCGGAGCAGAUUAUGUACUAUCACAUUAUUCCCGAGUACCAAACCGAAGAGAGUAUGUACAAUGCCGUCAGAAGGUUCGGUAAGGUCCGCUACGAUACCCUGCGCUUACCCCACAAGGUUCUCGCUCAGGAGUCUGACGGUUCCGUUAAAUUCGGUCACGGCGAUUCCUCCGCAUACUUGUUCGAUCCUGAUAUUUACACCGAUGGAAGGAUCUCCGUCCAGGGAAUCGACGGCGUUCUUAUCCCCCCGGAGGAAGAGGAAGAACGCACCCAGCGCACCACUCCACUUGUCAAGGUUGCCGCUAAACCAAGAAGAGGGAAGUUGAUGGAAAUGGCAUGUAGCAUGCUCGGAGCUUUUGGACAAGGAUGCCAAUGAACUCGUUCUCUCAACUAAUCACAAAAGUAAUAAAGAGUGGUUGUAUGUAAACUCGAUGAAUGUUGUAGAGUAAUCAUUUGAAUACAAAAAAAAGGAAGCAUGCUCGGUCUAUAAUCAGAGAGCGAUUACACGGAAGAUAACAAAAACAAAUUUUCUGUCAUUUUGUUUCAUACUGUAAUUACAUACCAUUUUUUUAUUAAAUUUUUAUUUUAUGUUGAUUCUCCGUCUCUAUGCGUAAAUAACCGACGCCCCUUCUUGGUUGUCUUU